AUGGCUGCCGGAAGGUUACUGCUCUACACGGGCCUCUCGCUAGCGCUCUGCGCCCUGGGCAUGCUGGCUGUGGCCAUCUGCUCCGACCACUGGUACGAGACCGACGCUAGGAAGCACAGGGACAGGUGCAAGGCCUUCAAUACUCGCCGGGUUGACCCUGGCUUUAUUUACAACAACAACAACAACUUGCCGCUCCGGGCCAGCCGCUCACGCCUGGACCGCUGGGAGGGCAAACUCCUCCGGGCCCGGAAUCGCCGGCAGCUCUUCGCCAUGAGCCCCGCGGACGAGUGCAGCCGACAGUACAACUCCACCAACAUGGGCCUCUGGAGGAAGUGCCACCGGCAGGGCUUCGACCCGGAGAUCGCUGCCCUCAUUCGGAAAGGAGAAAUUGAGCGCUGCACGUACAUCAAGUACCACUAUUCCUCAGCAACCAUCCCCAGGAACCUCACUUUCAACAUCACCAAGACCAUCCGUCAGGACGAGUGGCAUGCCCUGCACCUGCGCAGAAUGACGGCCGGCUUCAUGGGCAUGGCGGUGGCCAUCAUCCUCUUUGGCUGGAUCAUCGGUGUGCUGGGCUGCUGCUGGGACCGAGGCCUUAUGCAGUAUGUGGCAGGGCUUCUCUUCCUCAUGGGAGGAACCUUCUGCAUCAUUUCACUGUGCACCUGUGUGGCUGGGAUCAACUUUGAGCUGUCACGCUACCCACGCUACCUGUAUGGACUCCCCGAUGACAUCAGCCAUGGCUAUGGAUGGUCCAUGUUCUGUGCGUGGGGGGGCCUGGGCCUCACGCUAAUCUCGGGAUUCUUCUGUACCUUGGCCCCUUCUGUCCAACCUGUCCCGAGGACCAACUGCCCUAAAUCCAGACCCGAGAAUGGGACAGUGUGCUAA
Marmota flaviventris (yellow-bellied marmot) is the source of this 885-nucleotide messenger RNA. RefSeq names its product transmembrane protein 178B (gene Tmem178b). Gene Ontology annotation, cellular component: membrane. The record is from RefSeq and is a predicted model, not a curated record. Lineage: Eukaryota; Metazoa; Chordata; Mammalia; Rodentia; Sciuridae.